Molecule: messenger RNA, 1448 nt
Organism: Galdieria sulphuraria
Lineage: Eukaryota; Rhodophyta; Bangiophyceae; Galdieriales; Galdieriaceae
Product: serine/threonine protein kinase
Exons: 7
Coding region: 51-1382 (443 amino acids)
Biological process (GO): protein phosphorylation
Cellular component (GO): nucleus; cytoplasm; plasma membrane
Molecular function (GO): protein serine/threonine kinase activity; ATP binding
Source: RefSeq, a predicted model, not a curated record
UGAAAUUCUUUAUUUCUAUUGGUUGGUUUUGAAGAUAAUGAUUUUGUAAGAUGAAUGAGAAGGCAGACACUGUGAACCACGAUGCAAACGAGAAAGCAAAGCCAGACUCUGACACGGAAGAGAAGAAAAAUAUUUCCAAGUUGGAAAAUUUGUCAGUGGAUAAUAACAGUCCUUCAAAACAAAGCCCCCGACCGCAAGUCUUGGCUCGUAGUGCAGUUGCGUUCAAUGACAGGUUUCCCGUUGCUGAAGACCAGGUUGGACCACACAACUUUGUGAAGUUGAAACUAUUGGGAAAAGGAGACGUAGGCAAGGUCUACUUAGUUCUUUUGAAAGGAACGCAAAAGCUGUACGCAAUGAAAGUGUUGACUAAGGAAGAAAUGAUUGCUAGAAAUAAGGUGAAGCGAGUUCUUACUGAAAGAGAAAUCCUAGCAACUGCUAAUCAUCCUUUCAUCGUUACCAUGUUCGCUUCUUUUCAAACGGUUAAUCGGCUUUACUUCAUUAUGGAGUAUUGUGAGGGGGGUGAAUUUUUCAGAGUAUUGCAACGACAACCCAAGAAAAGAUUGAAGGAAGACGCUGCCAAAUUCUAUGCGGCGGAAGUUGUAUUGGCCUUGGAAUAUCUGCAUCACAUGGGCUUCAUUUAUCGAGAUCUGAAGCCUGAAAAUAUUCUUAUGCGUGGUGACGGUCAUAUCGCUUUGACUGACUUUGACUUGUCCAAACAGGCGCAUCCUGUAUCUCCCAGAGUCGUCGAACAAACAACCUCAUUACUGGAGAAGAUUAAAAGUAGUUUCGGCAACAAGCGUGAAAAGAAGCAUAAGUUGGAUAUCGUCGACUCUGAGCCAGUUCUUCCCUACGCAACGAAUUCUUUUGUUGGAACGGAAGAAUAUAUUGCACCUGAGGUCAUUCGAGGCGUUGGACAUUCUUCAGCUGUUGAUUGGUGGACUUUGGGUAUUCUUAUCCAUGAAAUGAUAUAUGGAACCACUCCUUUUAAAGGUUCUUAUUCGGAUGAAACAUUUAGUAAGAUUAUCAGUGGAAAUAUAAAGCUUCGCGAGGAUCUCCCUAUUUCCAGUGAAUGUAAAGAUAUAAUGAAGAAGCUUUUGAAGCGUGAUCCAAGCAAACGUUUGGGACAUGAAAAUGGAGCAUCAGAUGUAAAGAAACACCCUUGGUUUCAAGACAUUAACUUUGCUUUGAUUCGAAAUGAAAAGCCUCCAAUCGUACCCAAAGUUAAAGAUCCUCUUGAUUUGACGCAAUACGGACCACUGCGUGAUGAAGACAAAGGUGACGAUGUGGCUGCAUUGGAAGAUUUUGACCCUGAAGAUCCCAAAAAUCCCUUCCGCAACUUUAAUUCGAUCAGAAAUGAAGAAGACCUUUCACAUCAAUAUUAAAGAGUAACUCUAUGUCGUAUUAGUACUUUUAGAUAUUAAAUUGGUUCCGUUCUUCUGUAUAUAAGA